Cyprinodon tularosa is the source of this 1563-nucleotide messenger RNA. It is a transcript of the gene chmp6b, whose product is annotated as charged multivesicular body protein 6b. The transcript has 8 exons. Bases 148 to 765 code for a protein of 205 amino acids. Gene Ontology annotation, biological process: vesicle budding from membrane; late endosome to vacuole transport via multivesicular body sorting pathway. The record is from RefSeq and is a predicted model, not a curated record. Gene Ontology annotation, cellular component: ESCRT III complex; multivesicular body. Lineage: Eukaryota; Metazoa; Chordata; Actinopteri; Cyprinodontiformes; Cyprinodontidae.
CCCGGCCUCCGUACUUCCGGGUGUGGGUGUGGACUCCGGUGACUUCAGCAAUAAUGGAGGAAAAUCUCCUCUGCUUUUAGAAAACAGCUCGUUUUCGAUCCCGUUUGUAUUUUUCUGAUCUGAUCCCGAAGCUGGAAUGUUGUCAGGAUGGGAAACCUGUUUGGAAAAAAGAAACAGUCCCGCGUGACGGAGCAAGAUAAAGCUGUUCUGCAACUGAAGCAACAGAGAGACAAACUGAGGCAAUAUCAGAAGAGGAUCAACCUGCAGCUGGAGAAGGAGAGACAGGUGGCCAAACAGCUGCUGAAGGAUGGGAAGAAAGAGAAGGCCCUCGUCCUGCUGAAGAAGAAGCGAUACCAGGAGCAGCUCCUGGAUAAGACGGAGAACCAGAUCAGCAACCUGGAGCGGAUGGUCCAGGACCUGGAGUUCGCUCAGAUCGAGAGAAAAGUCCUCGACGGCCUGAAAGUCGGAAACGAGUGUCUGAAGAAAAUGCACGAGGUGAUGUCGAUCGAAGAGGUGGAGAGGAUCAUGGAUGAAACCCAAGACGCCAUCGAGUACCAGAGGCAAAUCGACGACAUGCUGGCUGGUUCCUUAUCGCAGGAGGAUGAGGACGCCGUCCUGGCUGAGCUGGAGGCCAUCACUCAGGGAGACGUCCAGCUUCCAGACGUUCCUUCAGAGCCGCUGCCAGACGUUCCUGAAGCUGCUGAGAAGAAUCUAGUUUCAGAGAAGGACGGACCCAAGAAGAAGCGGGAGCUGCUCGCUGCGUAGGAGCAGAACCGACGUCCGACCCAAAGCCGGCGCCUCCCACCGCACACGCCUGCCGGCUGCUGUGGGUCAGAUCUGCUCGGCAGGACCGGUCGCCUGGUGAACUUUGACCUGUGAAAUCACAUAAUUGUGCCUGAUAUUCCUGUUUACUGAUGCAGAUCGUGCAUGCUGAGUGUAAUCACAUGAACCUUCAAUGAGGCGGGUCACUUCUCCCAGAUUCCCUCAGAUCAACAUGAACUCAGUCAUCCGGUUUCAUCCGGUUUUAUCUGGUCGGUUUGCUUUUAUUUCUGAGAAAUCCCAGGAAGAUUUCAUCAGCAUUUAUUGCAAGACAUUAGUUCAUUAAAAUCUUAAAAGCCAUAAAAAUUAGGUUUUGAUUUGAUUUUCCAUUUAAUCUGAACUUGUUUUCUCUAUAAUCUGGGGGAAGUGACCUUUUAAUCCCCUGGAAAUAAAAGAAACGCUGCCUCAUCCUGGAAGUUUUUCCCUAAAAACCGGAACGUCUCCAUCCAUCCUGGCCUUCUGACCCCCCCAGGCAGAUAAUCCAAUCUGAUAAAUGUGGAUUAGCCUUGAAGGAAGGCUCACCGUUUCUCAUAUCGACUCACCUGACACCCAGAGUAUUUUUAACGCUGUAAUUAUUCUAACGUACCUGAACUUUUAUUCCUGGAGGCUUAAGUUGGAUUAUUAAUCUGUAAAUCAUUAAAACUGACUAACCCAUCUGAUGGCAGCAUCUCAGUGAUUGUCUUUAAGUUGGAUUUUCUGUACAUUGUUUUUACAAUAAAAAGCAUUUUUAUUGUUAAAUAUAAA